This is a messenger RNA of Desarmillaria tabescens, 2689 nucleotides long. Its product is annotated as Vps51/Vps67 domain-containing protein. The record is from RefSeq and is a predicted model, not a curated record. Gene Ontology annotation, biological process: intra-Golgi vesicle-mediated transport. The transcript is spliced from 11 exons. Gene Ontology annotation, cellular component: Golgi apparatus; COG complex. Lineage: Eukaryota; Fungi; Basidiomycota; Agaricomycetes; Agaricales; Physalacriaceae. Bases 38 to 2521 code for a protein of 827 amino acids.
CAACUUACGUAAAUCAUAUUCAUUUCCAGUGGCCACCAUGUUACGAAGGCCCUCUAUCCCUUCUGCGAGUAGCUCGUCAACCUCAGUAGCUAACGGGCAUACUCCUAAUGCUAUACCUCUUUCUAUGAGCGGCGGGGGAUCCUCCAGAUCAUCCAAGAAGCUCUCUCUAUCCAAGCUACCUCCAGCAGACGAGUUGGAUCCCGAUGAACUGUUCACAAAAUACACCAUUUCCGAGGUGAUAUUCGUCCAGCAACAGCUGAGAGCUGAUGCUGAUGCUAAGCAGGAGGAACUGCGGUUAAUGGUUGGAGAACGGUAUCGCGACCUUCUGCAGGCUUCCUCCUCCAUCGUUUCGAUAGCCCGCUCAUCCAAGCGUGUGAUUGAGGCCCUGGACGAGACGAAGAGUGCCAUUCUGGCCCAGGAACAGCCCCAGCUUCCACGAAAAGCAUCUAUGAAUGGAACGCAAGACACCCACUUGUACACGUUGCAGUUACUUUCUGCACACAUAAAACUGCUGCUAGACGCACCAGAACACCUGUGGAGACUUAUCGAGAGGAAGAAAUAUUUCACUGCCGCAUGGUUGUUACUUCUGUCGCGUGUUGUGCACCGUUCAUUAAUACAACAUGACCAACAAGAGGAAGAUACUUGGACUAGUCAAGGACUGGAUGCACUGGACCAAUUCCCUCUCAUACAACGACAAUGGGAUGCGGUAUCUCAGUUCCGUUCGCAGAUUGUGCAUAAAGCCACGAUGUCCUUGCGAGAAUACAACACAUCCUCUUUCGAUACAUGCGCCACCCUGCUCACGUUACAUUUGUUGGAUUCGCGUCCGCUUACAGAGACACUGUCUGUUUUUUUGGAACAGCGGUCUAAAUCACUCCAUACGGCCAUAUCGUGGGGCCAAAGUAAACCCUCGGUCUCGCCCUCCUCGAAUCGAGCGAACGGAUACGCUCCCGAAAACACAGUUAACCCUAAACAGACUGUCAAGCAAAUUAAAGAUGCAGCUCAGGUAGCUUUAGACACUAUUGCUUUGACCGUCAAAACUGCCAGAGAUGUCUUUGAAGACAAAGACUCCGAGAAGUCCAUGGUCGCAGCUGUAAUGGAACAUAUACAAUCUGACUCUUCCCUACCUCCUGCCCAAAAGGCGCUUCCCGCAGAACUUCAGUUGACGACACAGGCUUUGUUAAUGACCUUACCAUCAUCCACCCAUUUCAUGCUCCUUCCACAGAAUUUGAAGUCAUAUAAGCCUUACGUUGACCUCGAUUCAUCGUCAUCGCGCGUUCCCCCUUCUCAUCUUAUUCAGAAAGUUGACGAGUGGUUCAAGAAGUCAACACACAUUCUGCAGGGCGCUCUUGAUCGUUGGUUUCUAGAUGUUUCAGCUGUCAAGGAUGUUUGGAGUCUACGGUCCACAGUUCGCAAAUGGAUAUAUUCGUCCUCAGGGUUGAAGGAGCAGGAGAUGGAAGACAUAAAUCUCAUUUUUGAUGAUGUAUGUCGGAGACGAAUUGCGGAAAUUUGGAAAACCUCUUUGAUCAGUACCCAAGCAUCUUUCGGUACAUCCCUUUCGACAGCAGUGCUAUCAUUUGGUGAAAAUGUGGAUGUGCGGAUAGACAAUUCGUUCCAAACGCCACCUUUGCCCACAGCUUCUUCUUUGGGACCUAUGGAUGCUUCAUUCCAGAAAUAUAAAAGCGCACUGCGGAAGCAACUUUUGGGCAGAACAACACUGUUGGAUGACCUGCUCCGAACUCUUGAAAACUGUGCGCGGUCUAUCCAGCAUGACCUAUCUCGAGUGUUGACUGGGGAUAAUUCGAAUGUUCUGGUUACUCGCCUUCGUAACGACUAUCAACUACAAGCUGCUAUCCUGUGUUCUGGAGUAGUUGACGCUCUUAACAGCGCAUCAGAAAGCAUCGAUGAUAGAUCAAAUAUUACCGGACUUGUAUUUGUCGGUCAGCUUGCAGACGAGCUCGCCACUUACUCGAGCUUUGUCACAGACGUAUCUGCUGAUGUCAGUGUGGAGAAAGAUUUUCGUGAAAAAGCGAAGUUGUGCCGCGACGACAUCGUUGACCGUUGGCGCUCGUAUACUAUUUCGAACAUACUAUCCACCCAUCGCCACCGGGCGCUCCUUCCCGUACUCCCCUCCUCUUCCGUGUCAACUGUUCCGUCCCCAGAUCUGAUGGGCGCUUUGCUUUCAUUGACACAUGCAAUGCAAGAUUUGGGAAUCUCCCGUGACCUAAGGCGUCAAGGCAAUCUUGUAGACCGGACCCUUCAAACAUUCAUUGAGCAGUUCCUCCGCAAUCGUUUUGACGCCAACAGCAUCCAAACAUUGUAUGAUAUCUCAUUUCUGCAGAAAUUGAUCGAUGUGAGGACUGGAAGCGACUGGACAGAUGUUCGCCAAGUCCUAGAUGAGAAAGCUGUUCACAUCCGCGAGAAGGUGACGGCUCAUCUCCCUACCUCGUCUUGUUCCGUGGCUCAAUUUACUGUAGAUUCAAACGUUACCGGAUCAAGAAAAGAUCAAACGCACUGUCUCUGAUUAUGUUGCUCAGACUCAGGUGCUAUUUGGCAUUCUUCUGGGAAACGGUCCAUCACCAUUGUCGCACAGCAACGACAAGCUCGCAACACUCCUUCCGUUUGGAUCACCGCUUUUAGAUCAGCCCUUCCAGCCUGCAAUAGAUGUGGCAAAACCGUCAUCUCGCUUUGG